AUGUCAGGGAAGAAGAGAGGGGAAAUUUUUUCCUAUGAGCAGCGAAUGGGUCUCAUUGAGAUAAUUAAGGUCGACCACACUGUCGUAGAAGAUAAGAGUUGUGACAUAUCGGCCAACAGAAAGAAGCAGGCAGCAUGGGAGAAAAUCUCCAAAGAAAUGUCUGCUAAUUUUCCCGAGCGACCAAAAUCGUCUGCGAAUGAUCUACGAGAGUUGUGGAGGAGGAUGAAAACAAAGGCAAAAGCGAUGGUUCGAGCGAAAAAAAUCGAUCUGCACAAAACUGGUGGUGGAGCGGCUGAUGUUGGUGAACUUGGCCCUGAAAUCAUGGCUAUCUUGGCAAUCAUUGGAUCUGGAUCUGGAGCAAAUACAUAA
Molecule: messenger RNA, 369 nt
Organism: Liolophura sinensis
Lineage: Eukaryota; Metazoa; Mollusca; Polyplacophora; Chitonida; Chitonidae
Exons: 1
Coding region: 1-369 (122 amino acids)
Source: RefSeq, a predicted model, not a curated record